Linepithema humile (Argentine ant) is the source of this 3298-nucleotide messenger RNA. RefSeq names its product protein no-on-transient A. Gene Ontology annotation, biological process: regulation of DNA-templated transcription. The record is from RefSeq and is a predicted model, not a curated record. NCBI's taxonomy places the organism in Eukaryota, Metazoa, Arthropoda, Insecta, Hymenoptera, Formicidae. Gene Ontology annotation, cellular component: nucleus. Gene Ontology annotation, molecular function: RNA binding.
CCAUAGUGAACGGUUCCUUGGAACGCGGAACGGUGCAACGUAAAAAAUCUUCGUCGCAGGGAAAGCCAAGUUUUUCUCGCGGCGUGCAAUACGACCAUACGCUGAGCAACGUGCUCGGACGACCAUGGCUGGAACGGAGACUCCGAACGUGAAAUCAGAGACGACGAGUGCACCAGUUGAAAAUAGCAAUGAGAAUCCACGCGAUCGUAAUCCGCCGGGCGGCGGUAAUCGUGGACCUCGCGGCCGAAAAGGUGGAACACGAUUUUCAGGAAACCGCGGCGGCGGAAUGGGCGGCAUUGGAGGCGGCGGCGGAAGAAACAAUGAAGCGAUGAAAAUGGGUGAUUCUAUGGAUGGUGGCAUGGAUAACCCAAUGUCUGAAGGCAUGGGUGGCGGAAUGGGAGGAGGUGGAAUGGGAGGUGGUGGCAUGGGCAUGAAUCGUGGUGGCGGAAUGCGUGGAGGAGGAAGAGGAGGUCGUGGCGGUGGCGAUAGAAGUAUGCCCAACAGAUCACAAGAUGAUCGAUUGAUGGAACGCAUUAUGGCCAUCAGUGGUCCUACCCAUGAACUGCCUUUACAGGACACAACAGAAAAGAAGUUUAGUGGCAGAAAUCGCUUAUAUAUUGGAAAUUUGACAAAUGAUGUAAGUGAGGAAGAAAUACAAACCAUGUUUCAAAAAUAUGGAGAAAUAUCCGAGCUGUUUGUGAACAAAGAGAAAAGCUUCGCCUUCCUCAGAAUGGAUUAUAAGGCAAAUGCUGAAGCAGCAAAGCGUGAACUAGAUGGUACGAUGCGCAAAGGUCGUGCAUUGAAAGUACGCUUUGCUCCUCAUUCAUCGACGAUAAAAAUAAAGAAUCUCACCCCAUGGACAUCUAACGAGCUUCUCGAGAGAGCCUUUAGUGUGUUUGGUGAAAUCGAACGCGCUAUUGUCAAAGUUGACGAGAGAGGUAAAAGCACUGGGGAAGGUAUCGUCGAAUUUUGUCGGAAACCGUCUGCUCAGCUGGCUUUAAGAAAAUGUACAGAGGGUUGUUACUUCAUUACUGCUUCACUUAGACCAGUAGUUGUGGAACCAUUUGAGCAACAAGAUGACGUGGAUGGCUAUCCUGAUAAGAAUUUGCCACGCAAGAAUCCGGAGUUCUUCAAAGCUCGUGACAUUGGACCACGCUUCGCACAAAUAGGUAGCUUCGAGCAUGAAUACGGUACAAGAUGGAAGCAGUUACACGAAUUAUACAAACAGAAGGAAGAGGCUCUUAAACGAGAAAUGGCAAUGGAAGAAGAAAAAUUGGAGGCCCAAAUGGAAUUUGCCAGAUACGAACAUGAGACGGAACUUCUGAGAGAACAACUGCGUAUGCGCGAGGCGGAUCGUGAAAGGCAGAAGAGAGAAUGGGAGAUGAAAGAGCGACAGGCCGAAGAGCAGAGGACUCGCGAAGAAGAAUUGAGACGGCGUCAGCAGGAAGAAAUGGCGAUGCGCAUCAGGAGACAGGAAGAGGAAUUACACAGGCGUCAACAGGAAAAUAACUUGUUUAUGCAGGAGCAGGCAAUUCGUAGCGGUGGUGGAAAAAAUUACGAUUCUGUCAGUAACAAUGACCGCGAUGGAUAUGGUCAACCUGAUGGCGGAAGCGGCAUGCCAGUGGAUUCGAAAUCCUUUAUGGAUGCAUACAACAAUAUGGAUCGCGGUAAUCGCGGGGGUUAUAACGAUGAUCGCGGGCAGAUAAUGGAUUUAAUGGAUAUGAGAGUUGAGAUGGGUAAUAUGGGUGGUAAUCGCGGAGGUAGUGGUGGCAGUGGACGUUGGCAAGGAAACGACCGUAAUCGCCCGGACGAUUAUCCUAACAAACGACGACGAUAUUAAAGCGCAAUAUCGAUAACUUAUUCCAUUGAUUUCAUUUGAGAUCAUUCUGCAAAUCGUACUAUAUCCUUCAUUCAUUCCUCACUUUUAAUAUCACUUUGUCUAUCUGGAUAACCAAAGAGGAAAUGGAGGAGUAGUUGAGAGGAUAUGAUUUACGAAAAUAAUGUCGGACAUCGACUGGUAUUAAUGUAUUGGUUUGCGAAAUUCGACUGCGAAUAAACGAGAACAUGUGAGAAUUUGACAUUAGAUGCGAUAGCGUUUUGAUACUUUGACAAAUGUGUCCUUCGGAUGACAUUUCUUCUCCGGUAGUGCAUGUACUCCGAUUGAAUAUCAAUUAACAAUAUUGAUGUUAAGAGGAUUAAUGCCAUCACUUGAUAUGUGUUUUAGAAAUCUGCUUUGAACCGCUACUUCUAUUCUGAAAUCUAUGCACAAUAUCUUCAAUUGAAAAGUAUAAUAUUUAGCAUAUACUUAUUAAAUUUUAUUAGACACAAUUUAUUCUACAGCCCAAUCUCCAAUGAACUUGAAAACUUGUCGUGGCUUGGAAAUCAUGAUAAAUUUGAGUCAUGAUUAAUGUAUCUCGUAUUUAUGAUACAUAAACAAAAUUUCACUUAUGUGAUUUUGCGUAGACUCUUAUUUUUGCACUUUCGAUCUUUCAUUUUCACGCACUCCUGUACUGUUCUGUUUUUCACUCGCUUUCUCGCUUUAACAUCAUCCUAAAGUCAGGAAAAUGUGAAGUAGUAGAAAAACGGCGCCGCUUAAGUGCGUGAAAUAAGAAUUUCAAAGUGUAAAUUCCAAAAGUUCACCAUAUCAUAAGUGUGAAAUAUAAAAUUGUCACAAACUCGAGUCUUUUCAUGAAGCUAACAUAUGAUGAUAUAUAAAUAUGAAAAUAAGAUUGAAAGUGAUUAUUUAUUUAAAGAUCUUGGAAGGUGUAAAUAAUCAAAUAAUAGAGUAUAAUUUUUUCUCUCUCAUGACAUUGCCCUUUUUUCAACACCAAUAUUUUAUUUGAAUCACCUACUCUACAUAUGUACAAUGACAUCAAUUAUUUUUUUGGCUAAAAGCUUGACUUACAUUGAUUCACUUUCUUAACACGAAAUUAGGUUACUUCACUUUAUUUUGUAUUUUAUCUAGAUUAUAAAGAUAAUAGUAGGAUAAUAGAUCAUUUUUUGUAUAAGCGACGACAGACGUAUGACUGGAAUGAACUUUAACGUUUCCAAACAAGAUUCGCACUAAUACACUUGCUUUACCCUGAAAAUAUUAAUAUUAUGUCGUCAUGUAGAUGUAUCGAGCAUGAUGAUUGCAUCAUGAUACACAUAAUGCAAAAUCUGUCAUUUCUUAAAUGAUAUUCAUCAAUAAUUAUUUUAGUAUAAGGUAUUAUACAUAUAUAGAUAUACACGCAGAGUAUUAUCUGCAGAUAUAUAAUAUUCAAUACUUUGUGAAGAAUCUUAAUCAACGGAAGCGUGA